Symbiodinium sp. CCMP2592 is the source of this 2451-nucleotide messenger RNA. NCBI's taxonomy places the organism in Eukaryota, Dinophyceae, Suessiales, Symbiodiniaceae. The record is from the annotation of a GenBank genome assembly.
AUGGUCUUCUCGUCUUCGGAUAACCCGGAGAUCUCAUCCAUGCUGCAGUUCGGGAUCAGCAUGACCCUCUACACCAUGAGUGUCGGGGUGCUUUGGUACGCCGUCUUCGGCCGCCUCCAGUACGGCUACGGCACCCAGCAGGAUCUGAUCUGCAUCCUCCAGGCCCAGCUUGCUUCAAAAGCGGCGAUGCGGCUCAAGGCCACGCCGGAGAAGAUUCCGGCGACGGUGUUUGCCAUCAUUUGCACUUCCUCCAUCUUGAGCGGAUUGGUUAGUAUUCUGUUUGGCAAGUUGCAGUGGGCUACUUCGAUGCUCAUGAUCCCGAAGCCGGUGGUUAGCGGCUUCCUUGGUGCCAUCGGCGUAGUGGUCCUCCAAGCCGGCCUCAAGACGGCGUCCGGUGUGCCCUUCCAUCACUUCUGGCCAGACAUGGGCUGGUCAGAGUUCUGCGAUUCUACAGACCGCUUGCUUCAGGUGGCGUGCAUGAUGUUGCAUUUCAUCUGCAUCCGCGUUGGUCCGGGCUUGUGCGCUACGCUCCUGGAUGUCGAGCGCCAUCCCGCGCGCAAAGAUGCCGUGAAGAAGUAUGCGGCUUUGGUUUGCCAGCUUGCCCCACUGCUCUUGUUCUACGUCGUGGUCAUGUGCCUGGACGUGAGCAUGAGCUCUCUGGCGGAGCAUGGCUGGACCUAUCCCAGCAACGGAAGCGAAGGGGCCUUGAGCAUUUGGACGACCUACAGCCUCUCCGACGUGGAUCUCCACACAGUUUGGGAAAUCUGCGUGUCUCUGGACAUCGUGGCGCUAGUCGCCAUGGCCAUCCUUUGUACAAUGCUAGGUGCGCUUGCAAUCACUGGCCGCUACCCUACUGGCCCUGCGGGUGAUCCUGCACCCGAUGACCCGUUGGAUUUCAAUGCCGAGUUGACGACUGUCGGUGCAGCCAGCCUCUUUCUUGGUUGCACCGGCGGGAACCUGAUUUUCCACAAGUUCUCGGUGAUCCAGCUGCGCGAGGAUGGCGGCACGCACCGCAUCGCAGUGCUGACGAUCGCGCUGGUCGCCGGCAGCCUCUUCAUCUUCGGCUUCCCCAUCGGCUCCGUCGUGCCCAAGUGGUUUCUGGGAGGUCUCUUCAUGAACACUGGUUGGUCCUUCCUGAAGAAGACGCUCAUGUCCUAUCAGUCCAUGAGCACCUUCAAGUGGCGGGGCGUGCACAUCGUCUCGAUGCAGUACGGCAUCUCGACCUGCUGCGUUCUCAUGGCGCUGUAUUUCAGUCCAACCACUGCGAUCAUGGCGGGGCUUUGCCUCAGUAUUCUCCUAUUUGUCUGGGACGGCAUGUCUACAUCGCCGGUCAGCUCUGUGGUAGACGGCCAGCACGUGGUGAGCCGAACGAAAAGACCGUGGUGGGAGAUGAAUGUUCUCGCAGCAGAAGGCGAUCGCGUCCGAUUGCUGUACCUACAGGGCCAGCUCUUCUUCGGCUCCAUGUUGCAGCUGACCUCGAGUCUAGAGGCUGCUGCAGCGGACCACCGAAUCGAGUUCGUGAUCUUGAGCUAUGCCCGGGUUCCGUUGAUGGAUCCCUCCGCAGCGGAGAACAUCCGCGCUGCUCAAGAGAAAAUCUCCAAGUUCGGCUGCAAUGUUCUCCACUGUCGCACCAACGAGCAAGUCUUUGGAGCGUUGGUCGCCGCAGGAGCCAUUCAGAGGCCCUCCAAAGACUUCUUGAUGCGCAUCCAGAACAACCAGUGGAGCUUCGUGGGUGAGUCGCUGGAAUACCUGGAUCCGGAGACGCCGAACAACGAAUCCCACCCGGAUGCCUUCUUUCAUGAGACUGACUGCCUGGAUUACUGCGAUGAGUAUCUGGUGCGGAACUACAGCUACGACCUUUCAGCUCCGAUCAUGGGACUGGAGGACUACAUGCGUGAGUACCGGGCAGUAGUUGAAGGCCAACAAGGUCGUCUCUCUGAGUCUGCGUUCGAGAUGAUGAACGACCUCCCCUUGGGCGUGAUGAUGCAGCUGAAGCCGUUUUGCCAGGUUCUGGUGGACCAAGUCGCCGGCAAGAACCUGUCGGACGAGCUGCCCAGCAUGAGUCGCGCGAUGUGCUUCAUCAUGAAGGGAGCACUGUCCAUGGUGAAGAUCGUGCCCGUCGCGGAGAAGCCGGACGUCUUUGAGACACAUUCCGCCUUCAGCUUCCGCAAGGGGAAGCGGCUGCUGGCGCGAUAUCCGCCGGGCCAUGUUGCUGGCAUUGAGACAUUCUUCAAGUUCCACAGGCAGCGCAUCGACAAGCAGCUGGAGCCGAAAUUGAUAGUGUCAUCGUUGAUGAAUCCGCCAGCGGAGGUCUGGAUCCUCCGCUACGACGAGUGGCAGGAUCAGCCAGGGUGGAAGCAGAUGCCCGACGGAUUGAAGGGCUACUUAGCCCGGAUGCUUUGUGUUCAGUUUGCCGACACGCUGAAGCAUUCGAAUCUGAAGGAGAGGUAG